AGUCCUCUUAUUCUACGAUGACCGUUAUAUCCCCCACGGUCAUGUUCCUGAAAGGAGUUAACCAGGUUGUGCCUUCUUUAAUCUGGCCGCAGGUCUCUGACGUCACCAACGGUUCUCAGUUCGUGGUGGCCAUCGGCACCAACGAGUCGCUGCCGUGUAUGAAUACCACGGUUUUAGGAUUUAUCGGUGAUUUCCCUUUUAAAGGUACAGACUUGCUCGUGCACACCUAUGCCGUGCCUGCGGGUGGGAUACUGAUCGCCUCCUGUCUAAACACGGCCUAUGGCUUCUACAUGGCUUUUGUCAACUCAAAUUUCUCAAUACAAAUUCCUCUGGCAUUUAGUCUUUAUCCAAUCAAUCAGCCAUGCAAUGCUACGGUCAACAGUCCCGGGGAUGGAGUGGACAACGACUGUGAUGGUCUGAUAGACGAAGACAUCUGCACCGAGACCACCAUCUCAAAUUUCAAAGACUGUGCCGCUAUCAUAUCAGGUGACAGAGACACCUAUGGCAAGAAUUUCACCUUUCUGGUACCUGAACACCACGAGACGCCCAUCAGGGUGGAGAACUCCACCAUCAGCCUGCAGAUCACCAGUCCUUCACAAGCAGAUGUCACCAUCUCCAUCACGACACCUUUAAACCUGACCAAACUCAGCAUGACCUUGACCCUGCCGGCCUCUGAAGACUUCCUGCAGAUCUUCAUCCAAGACUUGUCUGUCCGAGCGGUCGGUUCGGCGUUGUUCACAGACAGGACUGUUCACGUGACAUCCGACCACGAGAUAUCACUGACGCUGAUGGGCAAUGGGUCCUCAUUCGCCAUGUCGCUCCUGAUUCAGCCUGACGAUGUAUUGGGGCACGAGUACUAUGUGGUUACACCGUGUAAUCUCACAGGCUGUUUGUUUCAGGUCACCGCCGUCCACGCCGGUGAGACAGAGGUCAGGAUACGACUUCGAACCGACACCGACGCUCCGGUCCUGUUUGACGGCACGAACUACAAAAACGGUAGUGUCAUCUGCCGCACGCUUCAACAGUUUCACGCCCUGCAGAUUAAUACAACAUUCGAUCUUUCAGGUACUCACGUCUUGUCAAGCAAGCCUGUGUCUGUGUGGGGUGGUGGAUUUUUUACAACUUUUCUAAGGAAGUCAUACAAGGACUCGGCAGCUGAACACAUACCACCCCUGGAGACGUGGGGUCGGGAAUUUCUUGUACUGCAGAAUCCAACGUUUAUCACAAAGGGUUUGACGGCGUGUUAUCUACCCCCCUGCUACGAUUACAUCAAAACUGAUGGCCGGGCACUGACAACACUGACGUCACACUGGUCAGCAGCUCCAACACCACCAGAUAUUCGCUGA
Physella acuta is the source of this 1346-nucleotide messenger RNA. RefSeq lists its product as uncharacterized. The record is from RefSeq and is a predicted model, not a curated record. Lineage: Eukaryota; Metazoa; Mollusca; Gastropoda; Physidae.